AUGCAGAUGCUUCUUCUUAGUCGCUGGAUGAAGGGACAUCCUCCUUCUUCUCGUGAUACUACGUCGGAGCUAGCUUCGAAUAACUCUGAGCUGGAACAAGAGCUGGGAGGGCUUAAAGCAGAGGUCGCUUCUCUUGAGGCGGAGCUGGCGGCAUCGGAGUCCUCCUUAGCUGACAUUGUGCGCGUGGCUAACGGCUCGAAGGAUCAGAGUUGGUGGCUGUUCGAAACGACUGAGUGUGUUAUCGAAGCGACAGCUUCGGUUAGCCGCGACAUAACGGAAACAAAGGGCAUGCACCAAAGCUUGGUUAAUCUAUCGAAGUCCGUUUUAUCAGAAGGUGCUGCUGUUAGCUUCGAAAGUUUCCAAUACUCUGAGUUCGCUUCAUACUAUUCCAGGGCCACGUAG
This is a messenger RNA of Striga asiatica, 402 nucleotides long. Lineage: Eukaryota; Viridiplantae; Streptophyta; Magnoliopsida; Lamiales; Orobanchaceae. The record is from the annotation of a GenBank genome assembly.